Molecule: messenger RNA, 744 nt
Organism: Drosophila grimshawi
Lineage: Eukaryota; Metazoa; Arthropoda; Insecta; Diptera; Drosophilidae
Exons: 2
Coding region: 286-690 (134 amino acids)
Source: RefSeq, a predicted model, not a curated record
UAGUAUUGUGCAAAGUCGAACAUUUAAUUAAUUGACUUGACCAAAUUUGUUGGUAUUCAUUGGAAAUGCCGGCGCUGAUCUUAAUUGGCAAGUGUGUGACAAGGCUGGGAGUGUUAAUUAGAGUUCGGGUCGGUAUUUGGAACCGGUUGCGGCUUGGAGUCAACCGUCAAAAUCAAAUAAACAAACAGACACAACUAACACUCGAUUAUGAAAUGUACCAAAAUUUAUAAAAUAUGAAUCUGUGGAAAUCAGUCGGUCACGUUAAAAAGAAGCUCCAGCUAAACAAUGGAGGGCUCAGAACCCAACGAUGGGCCAAGCGGCAGCAAGCGACAAGAACAGAUGCAGAUGGCCCCAAUCAGGGAAAUGAGAACACAAGAAACUCAAGCAGAUCUCGGCCACCAAAUGCCGAGGCACACAAAGAAAAGAGUCAGGAUUCCGGAAGUGCUGCCCACGACAGAGUCGCAGGAGAUAUACCAGCCAGAAUUGGUGUACACAGCACCAACCAUCGAGGCAAGUAUUCAAGAGAGAUCACUUGGAUCGAUGACCGACAGCUUAAAGAAACAGAGCUCGGGCAGCGAAAGGGAAAGCGGCCUCGAUGACAAUCAAGCAGAAAGUCAAACACAUCGCAGCUCUAGCGUCAGCUUUACCAUGCAUGAUACGGAGGGUUUUAUCCAGGGGCUUUCCAGCUGACUGGUUUCAUAGUCACCGGUGUCUCCAUGUUCCUGCUAAUCAUGAUCUCCUGGC